This is a messenger RNA of Morus notabilis, 1417 nucleotides long. RefSeq names its product methyl-CpG-binding domain-containing protein 11. NCBI's taxonomy places the organism in Eukaryota, Viridiplantae, Streptophyta, Magnoliopsida, Rosales, Moraceae. The record is from RefSeq and is a predicted model, not a curated record. The transcript has 3 exons. Bases 133 to 1104 code for a protein of 323 amino acids. Gene Ontology annotation, molecular function: DNA binding.
GCAGUAUAUAGAAGACGCAUAAAUCUCCCAAUUUCUCUCUAAUUUUCGCGUGCAAUUGUCCUCUUUCGUGCUUUUGUAAUUUUCCUGGAGAGAGAGAGAGCGGGAAUUCGAAGACUGAAGAGCUCGAAAAAAAUGGCGUCAUCGGCGGAGAACAGAGACGACGGCAAAGCUCCGGCCGAGCUCUCAGCUCCUGAGGGCUGGAAGAAGACGAUCUUGCCGAAAAAGAGUGGCACACCCAAGAGAAAUGCGAUAGUAUUUAUUUCUCCUACAGGGGAGGAGUUCAAGAGCAAGAGACAGCUGGAUCUGUAUCUCAAAUCUCAUCCUGGAGGCCCCUCGAGUUCUGAAUUUGAUUGGAGCACAGGUGAAACUCCAAGGCGUUCUAGAAGACUGAGUGACAAAUCAAAAGCAACGGAGUCACCAGAAAGUGAGUCUCCCAGGAAAAGGCAAAAUAAAUCAAGCUCGGGAAAAGUUGAAGAUGAUGCUGAUGGUGAGGAUGAGGCUGUUAAAGAAAAAGAUGAUGUCAAGGAAGAAAACAAGGCUAGUGGGGACGUGGAAAUGAAAGACGAAGAUGCAAAGGAUGUUAGCAAAGGAGAGGGGUCUUUUGAAGAUGCUGUUACUGCAGUGUCCGAUGACAAGAACACUGAAACAGAUCCAAAAUCUGAGGGAAAAGAUGUUAAAGGAGAUGAGAUAGCUGAGGAUCAAAUAAUUGAUAAUAAGACUACUGAUGGAAAGGAUGAACAGGUUGCUAAUAACUUAACAGCGGAAUCGGUGGCUAAUAAGGAGGAAAUUGAACAGCAAAAAGAAGCUGGAGCUCCAUUGGAACUGGAAUAUGAGAGAGCUGAUGAGAAAGCAAUUUCAAAUUCAGAGGAAAAGAUUGAGAGUGUCUCACUGCCGACACAAGAUCUAGAUGACGGCAAGGAAGGCGCUGAAAAGCAGCCUGCGGAGACAGAAGCACGAGAACCAGUGCAUAAUGAGAAAGCAUCUCUUGAAAAAGAUGGCAACCUCAAAGAAUCCCAAGAUGGGUCAAGACCGACGACUGCUUAUUCGAUCCAUCACGAAGAGAAGACGCCUCAUGAGCCAAAGGCAUCUCAAGUUAGCUGUUGAAACUCAUGUUAUUAUUAGUUAGGAUAUCUUACUGACAAUAGCAUGAUGCUCUGGUUAAAUUAGACUUAGGAUCUCUUCUCAGAUUCGGAUGUUAGCAGAAUGCCAUAUGGACCGCUUGAGUUGCAUUAUCGCUAUUUCUCAUCUUUUGGACAUUUACUAUGUUUUACACACAACUUGUGAAGAGAGAUCCAAUUCUUUAAGCCUAUGAUUUGGUUAUUUUGUUUAAUACUUGGUACUUGAUAUAUUUCAUUGUAACAACUUAUGCUACUCCUGAUCUUGCGGACUAUUAUGAAGUAUUAAUCCUUUGAUUUUA